Molecule: messenger RNA, 3831 nt
Organism: Eurytemora carolleeae
Lineage: Eukaryota; Metazoa; Arthropoda; Copepoda; Calanoida; Temoridae
Exons: 14
Coding region: 8-994 (328 amino acids)
Molecular function (GO): oxidoreductase activity, acting on paired donors, with incorporation or reduction of molecular oxygen; heme binding; iron ion binding
Source: RefSeq, a predicted model, not a curated record
UAGAAUAAUGUACAUUUAUGUUCUGCUCUUUCUCGUGACAUUUCUCCUCUACUGGUAUAUUGACAGAAGAAAAAGUUUCAGAGUUCUGACAGACUACGGGUAUAGGGUGCCUCCUGUAAACCUUCUAUUUGGAAACCUUCUUCAGCUUGUACAAGAUGAUCUGGGAACUAUGGAAAGAUGGAUGGAGGAAUAUGGGGAGGAAAUUGGUGAAAAGGGCGGGAAAAUCAUGGGCUGGUACAGAGGUCCAAGUCCCGCUAUCUGGACGACAAGUCCCGAGUUUCUAAAGGAAGUAUUUAUCAAGGAUGCAGAAACAUUUAUAGAUCGGCCUAUGCUAGAUCGAAGUGACAAUAUUCCACACUUGAUAAAUAUGAAGGUAAAUUUUUUUCUUAAGGUAUUGGUGCUACCGAAAAUAUUAAACCAGAAAUUGAAGUGGCAAAUGACGAUGUUUAAUGACAAGCUGUUGGACUACAGGGAGAAUGGUGAUCUGGAAAGGUUGGGAAGGUUCUGGUUGCAUGGAACCUGUAAACCAAAUGAACAGGAGAAACGAGCCUCUGAACCCCUCUCUGAAGCACAGUUUCUAUCUGCGUUCCUACUGCUUGUGUGUGGAAUUAUCACCUCUAUAUUCCUGCUUACUUGUGAACACAUUUACCUCAGAUAUUUUUCUCCGACGCUGAGAGAGAAAACGAUUUAUAACAGCUGGGUUUCUAUUUUUAACAAGGAUGGUGCGAGCCAGUCAAGAAAUCAACUAGUCAGAAAGUUAGCUUCUACUAAACUCUGCUCUACAAGGCGAACAUCAGUGCGUUCUUUUCUGGAUCUGGGAUAUGGUGACCAGAACUGUGGAGAAGAUGUUUGUAAAACAAAGCUCAGGAGGUUGAGAGGAGACCUAGACUGUGCUAGAGAUCAAAUUCGAAUGUUAGAAGAUCAGUUGAAUAAACACGGGAUUCCUCUCAGGAGAACUUCUAAAGAAAUUGCAGAGAAGGAGACAGUUCUGUAGAAACCUCAGUCCUUCAGAAACCCCAGUUCUUUAGAAACCGCAGUUCUUUAGAAACCUCAGUCCUUCAGAACCAACAGUUUCUUUAGAAACCUCAGUCCUUCAGAAACCACAGUUCUUUAGGAACCACAGUUCUCUGGAAACCACAGUUCUUUAGAAACCACAGUUCUUUAGAUACCAUUUUUCUUUAGAAACCUCAGUCCUUCAGAAACCCCAGUUCUUUAGAAACCGCAGUUCUAUAGAAACCCCAGUCCUUCAGAAACCACAGUUCUUUAGGAACCACAGUUCUCUAGAAACCACAGUUUUUUAGAAACCACAGUUCUUUAGAAGCCAUUUUUCUUUAGAAACCCGAGUUCUUCAGAAACCAUAGUCCUUUAGAAACCACAGUUCUUUAAAAGCCCUGGUCCUUUAGAAACCACUGUUCUCUAAAAACCACAGUUCUUUAGAAAUCCAUUUCUUUAGAAACCACCGUUCUUUAGAAACCACUUUUCUUUAGAAACCCGAGUUCUUCAGAAACCAUAGUCCUUUAGAAACCACAGUUCUUUAGAAACCACAGUUAUUUACAAAACCACAUUUCUUUAGAAACCACAGUUAUUUAGAAAUCACAGUUCUUUAGAAACCCAAGUUCUUUAAAAGUCACAUUUCUUUAGAAACCCCAGUUCUUUAGAAACCAUAGUCCUUUAGAAACCAAAGUUCUCUAGAAGUCAGAGUUCUUUAGAACCCACAGUCCUUUAGGUACCCCAUUUCUUUAGAACCCACACUCCUGUAGAAACCCCAGUUCUUUAGAAACCACAGUCCUUCAGAAACCCCAGUUCUUUAGAAACCGCAGUUCUUUAGAAACCUCAGUCCUUCAGAACCAACAGUUUCUUUAGAAACCUCAGUCCUUCAGAAACCCCAGUUCUUUAGAAACCGCAGUUCUUUAGAAACCCCAGUCCAUCAGAAACCACAGUUCUUUAGGAACCACAGUUCUCUAGAAACCACAGUUUUUAGAAACCACAGUACUUUAGAAGCCAUUUUUCUUUAGAAUCCCGAGUUCUUCAAAAACCAUAGUCCUUUAGAAACCACAGUUCUUUAAAAGCCCUAGUCCUUUAGAAACCACUGUUCUCUAGAAGCCACUGUUCUUUAGAAAUCCAUUUCUUUAGAAACCACCGUUCUUUAGAAACCACUUUUCUUUAGAAACCCGAGUUCUUCAGAAACCCGAGUUCUUCAGAAACCAUAGUCCUUUAGAAACCACAGUUCUUUAGAAACCCCAGUUAUUUACAAAACCACAUUUCUUUAGAAACCACAGUUAUUUAGAAAUCACAGUUCUGUAGAAACCCAAGUUCUUUAAAAAUCACAUUUCUUUAGAAACCCCAGUUCUUUAGAAACCAUAGUCCUUUAGAAACCAAAGUUCUCUAGAAGUCACAGUUCUUUAGAACUCACAGUCCUUUAGGUACCCCAUUUCUUUAGAAUCCACACUCCUGUAGAAACCCCAGUUCUUUAGAAACCCCAGUUCUUUAGAAACCAUCUUUCUUCAGAAACCACAUAAAAAAACAUAAAAAAACGACAAUAUCUUCCACUUUGUUGGUCAAGUAAAGAUUUAAAGGGUACCAAUGGGAAUCAAGCAUGUCCCUUUUUUAAUGGAGGUUCACUUGGAAUUACCUUAUUUUAACUAUUGUUUUCAUAAUAUUAAAAUGGAGAAAUCUCCACUAAUCAUGGACAUCCCUAAAUGCAUCAUAAACAUAAAAUGGAGUCAGAAUAAAUCUCUCUGUUCUCCAAUUUCCAACCUCCAUCUAGCUUAAUGUAAAAACUGGAGGUUUUCUGUCUCCAUCUUCACAAACCAGUGUUAACUUUGAAAUCCUUGAAAUUUAAAAUAUUUUGUCUAAAUUCUGACAUAUUUUCUCAUUUUAGGAAAUAUUUUAUAUUUUAAAAUGUAAGAUGUUUUCAAUAUUUGUUUUAAAGAUUAUUCAACCGGUAACAGUUUAAAAGGUGGUUUAAAAUAAUUUUGCUUGAAGAUAUCGGUUUCUAAAAUGGUUUUACAUAAUCCAUGUAUUUACUUUUUUUGACAUAAUCCAUGUAUUUAAUAUUUUUGACAAAAUUCGUGUAAACGUGAUCUAUAGUGCGAUACAUUGAGCAUAGCACUCAAUUAAUUAUGGAUAUUUUUAAAAAAUCUAUUAAUCAUAACAAAAAAAAAUUACUUUUUUUCAACGAAUUUUGAAAAAGUUUAUUGUAAAAAAUAGAUGUGACUGAGUGAAUAUGAAUUGAUGUGUAUCAAUUACUCUUGAUGUUUGUUACAUUUGUGAUAUGAUUUUACUAAAAAGGUGGAUAAUUGUACAUUGUAGAUGUGUAUGUACAAAACAUGUACAAUGUACGGCGUACAGAAACAACAAAUCAUGGUGCCCAUACAAAACGCAUUUUACAAUGCACAACAUAAAACUUUCUCUAUGUGAGUAGUGUUAUAAAACCAACAACUGCAUUUUUAAAGUUUAAAUUAUAUAUUCAAAAUUGGUUGAUGCACUGGCGUCGGGCGUUAUGAAUAUAUAUAGUAUUUGACAUCAUCAUAAUUUUCAAAUUUAAAAAUCUUGAAUCAAUUAAUUGGAAAAACUAUUUAAUACUAUAUAACUGUUGUGAAACUGAACACUCGCCACAAUCCAUAAUUGUCUGAUCCUAUAAAACGUUGCAACCUAAUGUAGUAGAAUAUUCUUAACUAUGAAUAUUUGCACAAUCAGGUUGCAAAGAGUUACGGAUUAGAGGAUUAGGUAGGGAGUGUUCAGUUCUUUUGUUAUCAUGUGUCAGUGUCGUACAAUAACAUAAUUUGGAAACUUUAAGAUUCAAAAUUUAAAUAAAAAAGAUAAAGGGCU